Messenger RNA from Cryphonectria parasitica EP155, 750 nucleotides. RefSeq lists its product as uncharacterized. Gene Ontology annotation, cellular component: mitochondrion. The transcript has 2 exons. The record is from RefSeq and is a predicted model, not a curated record. Bases 1 to 750 code for a protein of 249 amino acids. Gene Ontology annotation, molecular function: structural constituent of ribosome. Lineage: Eukaryota; Fungi; Ascomycota; Sordariomycetes; Diaporthales; Cryphonectriaceae.
AUGUCCGCAAUAGGGCGGCGGAUGAACGACCUGAAAUCCUUGAUGUACGUCCGCAACGGCCCCGGCGCCGCCAUCCUCCCGCCCACCGUGACCAAGAUCCACCUCGAAUUCGCCCACAAAUGGGACGGCGGUCACUACGGCCCCCGCAAGUUCUGGCAGAAGAACCUCCCCCGCUUAAAAUACCACAACCCGGCGGUCCCCAUGAUCGUGAACCGGACCAAGGACCAGACCGCCGCCGCUACCCUCUCCAUCUACAUGAAGACGACAACCUCCUCCUCCUCCUCCUCCUCUUCUUCCGCCGCCGCCACCACUACCACUCCCACCACCACCACUACUCCCUCACCACCCUCCCCCGAAGCAGCAGAAGCAGCACCUGACGCCGCCACCAGCGAGGCGACAACAGCAGCCCCCGGAAAACCAGUAGCCGUAGCCGACCCCUGGCUCAACAUAGCCAGCAGCACACAAGGCCUGAGCCGCGCCCCACCCCCCAGCGACGGCGAGACGGUCGUCACCAUCAACAUGAAAUUCGUCUCGUCCGACGAUAUACUGCGGCAGUUCGUCGCGAAGACGGGCGCGCGGGAGCUGGAGCCGAGCGAGGAGGACCGGGCCGAGAUGACGAGGCUGGAGGAGUUGGAGAAGCAGGCCGAGGCGGACAGGGCAGUGCAGAAGGCGUUCCGGGACAAGAUCAAGGCGGAGAAGAAGAUGCUGGAGAGGGCGAGGCAGGAGGCGAAUGCACUCAAGGGCGACUAG